CCCACUCCGCUCCCGCGUCUUGAUUGGCCGCCUUGGCCGAAAUCCUCUUGAAUGAUUUCAAACCCGAGAGUUUGGACGGGAAGGAGGGGGGUCGGCUGCUAAUUCCGAACUGGCUGGCUGGAAAGCGCUUUCAAUCCUCCGUCCACCAACAACAGCACCUCAGUAAAGAGGCUUAUCCGAGCAGGGUUGUUGAAAGGCUUUUGGGGAAACGCGUUCAGGAGAGCAUCGCCGGGUUGGACAGUGGAGCUUUUUAAGGUGUCUUGUUUACGCUUUUUUUUUUCUUCUUCUUCUUGUUGCUCAUAUUAUCUUUUAUCCAGCAGUUGUGUGUUUUUUUGCGUGUUUCUGUGCACCAUCAUUUGAAUGGAGCGAUGUCCAGCGGAGUCGGUGCACAUUGCAAUGGGACGCGGUUUGUUGUGCUGACAUGACUAUCAGACAGGACCUGAUUGAGAAUCUCUGGUAAUCGAUUUAAAAUCACGUGUGUUCUGGUUUGACGGAAUGUAAAUAUUUAGCAUUUUUUGGGAGAUUCAUAUAGGAUUUUUCGAGGGCAUUCAGUUCAUGCACGGGCUGCCAUAGCGUCACAUUAUUUUCAUUUUCUUUACGGCCUGUUGAAGCGGAGGGCAAAGAGAUACUUUCAUAUUUUGGACAAUGUGUUUCCACACUAUUCCGCAACUAAGGCUUGGUUAGCUUUGACUGUCAUUUUUUCGAGCCACCCGUUUAAAGAUCUGAGACUCAAAGCCAAGACAAGUCAUGGCUAAAAAUCCAUCCGAGGGACAGAAGGAUGAGCUGAGCCAGCUGACGGACGAGGAGCUGCUCCGGUGCAGCAAAGAGGAGCUGGUCCGGAGAUUAAGGAGGGUGGACGGUGAGAAGAUGAACUUGAUGAUCGAGCAUGGCAACAUGAUGAAAGACAUCAACCGGCGGCUGCAGGUGCACCUGCACGAAAUCCGAAGCCUGAAGGAGAUCAACCAGAAGCUGCAGGACGACAACCAGGAGCUCCGAGAGCUGUGCUGCUUCCUGGACGACGACCGACAAAAGGGCAAGAAGCUGUCCCGGGAGUGGCAGCGCUUCGGCCGGUACACGGCCAGUGCCAUGUGGAAGGAGGUGGGGACCUACAUGAUGAAGUUGAAGGAGCUGGAGGCCAACCAGGACACCGUGUUGAGGGAGAACUCUGAGCUGAAGGAGAUUAUCCUCAUGCUGGACGAGGAGAGGAACGGAGCAGGCUCCAGAAGCUCCAUAGACAGUCAGUCCAGUUUAACCAACCUGAACGGGGGCACCGGCACGGUCCGGGAUGUUGGAGAUGGUAGUAGCACGUCCAGCACAGGUAGUGCUGGUAGCCCCGACCACCACAACCACAACCACAACCACAUACUCAAGCCCAGCACAGAGAACGGAAAGGUGGGCCCCACCAUGAGGAGGUCCAUGGAUGACCUGUCAGCACCUCACCAUAGGAGCAUCCCCAAUGGACUUAAUGAUUCCUCCUCCAACUACAUCAGGCAGCUGGAGACGAAAGUGCGGAUCCUCGAGGACGAUAACAACAAGCUUCUCACACAGGCUCAUAACCGCUAUAGUUUAUCACAGAUACAGACGAAAGAGCAGUGUAACCCAGGUGACCUCCGUGCCCUGAGGAAGGGGAUGACCCUCUACCACUCCGAGUCCCAGCUGUCCUCACUGCCACAACGCCAGGACGCCAUGCACAUGGGAACCGGUCGUCUCCCUACCAGCGAGUCCUCUCCUGCCACAGGCUACCUGUCCUGCGUCCAAAAGCCUGAGGCCGUGGUGCACGCCAUGAAGGUGCUGGAGGUCCACGAGAACUUGGACAAGCAGGUUCCCGAGGACUAUGAGGACGACCUGAGCGAGAAAGAGAAGGCCAUCGUGCGAGAGAUGUGCAACGUGGUGUGGAGAAAGCUGGGUGAUGCAGCAGGAUCAAAGCUGUCCAUCAGACAGCACCUCUCUGGGAACCAGUUCAAAGGGCCUCUGUAGCACAUCAUCCAGAGCGAGCGAGCAAGAGAGAGAGAGAGAUCAGGAUUUACAGUACCUACACUCACCUGAAAACACCUCAUUCUACCUGCGCCUACACAACCCAUCAUGCCAUGCUCCCUACUGCCUACAGCACCCAGCAUUCCUUCAACAAAAGACUGGCUAAGAAAGCUACCACAUGGACCUGUUAGUCAAACAUGUUUUUAUCUCAGAGCUUAUGAAGCGUUGACGACUGGCAGCUAGUUUCACCGAUACACCACUUCUCUUUGUUGAUUUUAAAGCUUCCUGCAACACAAUGAUCUCUCUCUGUAAAGGCUAUAAACACACACACACACACACACCCCUUUGAGCCCUUUAUAGCAUAGCUGUGCUACACUAAGCUAGCGAUGUGACAUGGUUUAAAGCACAGACCUGAAGAGGCUGCGGGGGCAGAAAUCUCGACACUUGUUGCCAGGACGUGAAGGCAUCUUCAGAUACGUCUUGAUAGUACCUCCUGUAGAGACCCUAGCUCCUGUCACAUGUAUUGCCCCCUAGUGGUCAACGCGUAUACCUAGCAUUAGCAUUCUAAAGUGUUAAACCCACUGUGACCUAGCGCCUUUUGCUCAUCAGACAAGUCUAUGGAUUAUAAAGUCUAGAGAUCACUGUUAACUUGUGUAUAUUAUGUAUAAAACCAUAGCACUACUUCAUUGUUAUUGUUGAUUUUUCUUUUAUCUAUUUUGUAUUCUAGCGUGGCCAUGUGAUCAAUUAUUUAGUUUGAAUCGUGGACCUUAAACAGGGUUUGCUUUUGGUUAAAAAAAAAAAAAAAACACCUUUUUUUUUCUUUUCCUGAUUAAUUGCUAUUCUUCUUUUUGUCUGUAACCUCUGAAAAUGUUUCACGGCCAUUCUGAAUCAAACCAUCUCCAUGGGUUAAUUGAUAGAUCAUUUUCUUACUUAAUGAAAUUAAUUCAAAUUGUAUGCUGUGUGCAUGCUUGACAAUCAUUUUCUCAGGUUGGGAGGGCUACAGCUUUACUUUUGCCCAUGUGUGCGUGCGUGUGCAUGCGUGUGCGUGUGUGUGCGUGUGUGUGCGUGUGUGUGUGUGUGUGUGUGUGUGUGUGUGUGUGUGGAGACUGAAUGGUUCUCUUACAGCUGUAGCAUCAACCUGUGAAUCCUCUUUUUCUCUCUUGAACCCUGGUUACAACUCUGUUGAAGACUGCUGAAGGCGUUUGCUGAAUCCAUACAAAAUGAUGAUUCCCAGUGAUGAUAAAAUCAUAGAUAAAUAUAAAAGUUCAUGGCCAAUAGCUGAUGUCUACCUUCAGUUUGUAAGGCUUUUUUGGAUCACAGAUGAAAAACAGUCACUCCACUUAAGCACAGUCCUUUUCUCUGGUCUUGGAUUCAGCAGGUGUGUUUAUGCAGCGCAUGUUUCUUAAAGUUGAAUUUUGUUUCAUAGAAUAUGAGAGAUAAGUCUUCCCUUAGGUGUCUCCUGAAAACACUAACAUUUAAAAACGAGUAUUUCUUGAUGUCAGAAUGAGCAAACACUGUUUGUCAAAGUAUUUAUUGCCGGGUGUUAGAUAGAGAUGGGAGCGCUAUCAGUGACUAAUCAGUCCUAUUUUAGAUUGAUCAGAUUGACUGAAGCUGUAAAGAUUUUUCAUAGACACGUUUAGUGACUGAAAGCUCCAGCUCUCCCAUCUCUAGUGUUAUUUGUUCCAAAUUAGAACAUUUUAAGGCUACCUGCCAUGCACCUCUCUUCUUUCAAAUGAUGGCUCAAAAAUAAAUCAAAGUAUGGUUUUUUUAAAGUGUCCUUUUUUCUAGGAACUAAUUUGAAGCCAUGAAACAAUUUUGAAUACUUUAUAAAAAAAAAAAAGGCAUUUGAUUUAAAAUGUGCCACAUUUUUUCUGCAUGGUGUUUUGAUUUGGAACUCAGCUGUCUUUUUCAUUUUUUAACAUCUAGAGUGUUUCUUUUCUUUCUGCCUAAAUGCUAAAACCACAGUACCGAGUCCUAGAACCUACAGAGUAAAAGUCAAUUCCUGUAGUGACUAGCAUGGCUGUGACUUCAUUUUGUGAACUUCACUGAUGAGAGGAAUAUUCGGCAGGUGAAAGAGGAAAUGAAAUAGGCCACUUUUAGAAAAAUUUGGGAGAAAAUAAACAAAGUUGGUUACCAAA
Molecule: messenger RNA, 4112 nt
Organism: Labrus bergylta (ballan wrasse)
Lineage: Eukaryota; Metazoa; Chordata; Actinopteri; Labriformes; Labridae
Gene: ccdc85cb
Product: coiled-coil domain containing 85C, b
Cellular component (GO): apical junction complex
Source: RefSeq, a predicted model, not a curated record